AUGGAAAAGGAAACGACAGAUAGCGAAAUGUCGGGAAACGCGGGUGCUCCAGCUCCCGUACCUGGCACAUCAGCGGUUUUACCUCUAAGACAGGACUGCAGGCUCGUGUGCGUGGAGUACCCGGGGCUUGUCGUCAAUGUGGACAAGAUGCUGGAGACCCUUGGGGGGGAGAAAACGGUGUCAAAGACUUUCGCUGACCCUAGCAGGCGGAUCGAACUGAACUACCGCCCUCGCGAUCCCUACUGCCACCCGCAGUGCGCAAACCGCUUCACCACCACCAGCUUGCUUUUGCGCGUGUGGAAGCGGUCGCGCAAAGGGAGCGGCGCCGACGCACGAUUUGAAAUGGAGACGCUGGGAGUCAUCGGGACCUGCUACAAAUUCCAGGGGAUGAGUGACUUCCAGUAUCUGGCGAUGCACACGGAGGCGGACGGCACACAGACGUCCCUGUACGACAAGAUCCUCCUGUGCAAACCGGAAAAGAAGGACUUUUUCUACAAGGAGGUGCCCCUGUACAUCCCCCCGCCCAUUUUCUCCCGCCUGGAUAACCCGGUGGACUACUUCUACCGCCCUGACAUCCAACACAGGGAGGGGUACGUCCCACAGACGGUCUCCCACGACAACCUCAUCGGCCUGAGUCGUGCCCGUCGCCCCCACAACGCCAUAUUCGUAGCCUUCGAGGAGAAAGAGGUGCCCACCAAGCCGCUGGAGGCUGCGGUGCAGAACUGGAGACGGCUGUGCGUGCACCCGAGCGACAGCAAGAAGGAGCAGGAGAUUAAGGACGUGAGUGGCCCCGUCCCUGGAGCAGUAACCUACUGUAUUUAUCCUGAGUGGCCCUGUCCCUGGAGCAGUAACCUACUGUAUUUAUCCUGAGUGGCCCUGUCCCUG
Messenger RNA from Anguilla rostrata (American eel), 885 nucleotides. It is a transcript of the gene gtf3c5, whose product is annotated as general transcription factor IIIC, polypeptide 5. Gene Ontology annotation, biological process: transcription initiation at RNA polymerase III promoter. The coding region runs from base 1 to 870 and encodes 289 amino acids. Gene Ontology annotation, cellular component: transcription factor TFIIIC complex. The transcript is spliced from 4 exons. NCBI's taxonomy places the organism in Eukaryota, Metazoa, Chordata, Actinopteri, Anguilliformes, Anguillidae. The record is from RefSeq and is a predicted model, not a curated record. Gene Ontology annotation, molecular function: RNA polymerase III type 1 promoter sequence-specific DNA binding; RNA polymerase III type 2 promoter sequence-specific DNA binding.